Molecule: messenger RNA, 483 nt
Organism: Stylonychia lemnae
Lineage: Eukaryota; Ciliophora; Spirotrichea; Sporadotrichida; Oxytrichidae
Source: the annotation of a GenBank genome assembly
AUGAACUCAAACGCAGAACGAAGACUUCUCAAGGACUUGAAGAAACUUUAGAACGAGGACUCGUCAAGUGGAAUCACAGCCACUCCUGACGAAGACUCGCUAUACAGAUGGAAGGCUGUCAUUUUUGGGCCAGACGACACAGAGUGGGAGGGUGGAAUAUUCAGACUAAUUCUAGAAUUUACCGAGGACUACCCAAAUAAACCACCCAAGGUCAAAUUUCUGUCCAAAAUGUUCCACCCCAACAUAUACAACGAUGGUUCAAUUUGCCUGGAUAUUCUCCAGAACAUGUGGUCUCCUGUCUAUGAUAUUUCCAGCAUACUCACCUCAAUCCAGAGUCUUUUGUGUGAUCCAAACACUAAGUCUCCCGCUAACAACGAAGCUGCUGAAAUGUACUCAAAGAACUACAAAGAGUAUGUGUAGAGAGUCAAGGAAGUAGUGGAGUUCAGUUUGUAGGACGACGAAGAAGACGUUGCUAUGAAUUGA